Heterostelium album PN500 is the source of this 1278-nucleotide messenger RNA. It is a transcript of the gene nmt, whose product is annotated as glycylpeptide N-tetradecanoyltransferase. The transcript has 2 exons. The coding region runs from base 1 to 1278 and encodes 425 amino acids. Gene Ontology annotation, cellular component: cytoplasm. The record is from RefSeq and is a predicted model, not a curated record. Gene Ontology annotation, molecular function: glycylpeptide N-tetradecanoyltransferase activity. Gene Ontology annotation, biological process: N-terminal peptidyl-glycine N-myristoylation. NCBI's taxonomy places the organism in Eukaryota, Evosea, Eumycetozoa, Acytosteliales, Acytosteliaceae.
AUGUCUGACGAUCAAAAUAAUAACAAUAAUAAUAAUAAUGUCAAAGAAAUUAUAAAGAAACAACCAGUUGUUGACAAGAAUAUAUUGAAUCUAUUGAGUUCUAUGAAUGUAGAUAAGAAUGCUGCCCAUGCCUUCUGGGAUACUCAACCAGUACCAAAGAUCGAUGCUCAAGUCGAAAAAUCUGGUCCAAUCGAAGUGAAAACAUUGGAUGAUGUAAGAAAGGAACCACUUACUCUUCCUGCUCUCUUUGAAUGGGUUGUCUUGGAUGUCAAUGAUCAAGUUCAAUUGAAUGAUGUAUAUACAUUGUUAAAUGAAAACUAUGUUGAAGAUGACGAUAAUAUGUUUAGAUUCGACUAUUCUAUUCCAUUUUUGAAGUGGGCAUUGCAACCACCACACUAUCUCAAGGAUUGGCACAUUGGUGUACGUGUAAAGGAAUCAAAGAAGUUGGUAGCUUUCAUCUCUGCCAUUCCAGCCACCAUCAAUGUCGACAAGACCGACAGCGUAAAGAUGGUAGAAAUCAACUUCCUCUGCGUGCACAAGAAGUUGCGUGAGAAGCGUUUGGCACCGGUACUCAUCAAGGAGAUCACACGUCGUGUCAACCUACAGAAUAUCUGGCAGGCUGCCUACACCGCCGGUAUCGUCUUGCCAAAGCCAGUGGCAUCGUGUCGUUACUACCAUCGUUCGCUCAACCCAAAGAAGUUGGUCGAGUGCAAGUUCUCGUCGCUUCCACCACGUGUCUCCAUGUCGUUGCUCAUCAAGUUGAAUCGUGUCGAGGAGAACACCAAGUGUCCAGGUAUCCGACCACUCACCAAAGCCGACGUGCCAAGCGCAACCCGUUUGCUCGCCAAAUACCUCUCACAGUACUCUCUGGCACCAUCGAUGUCCGAAGAGGAGGUAUGGCACUGGCUGGCGCCACAAAAGAACGUCAUGGACUGCUACGUUGUCGUCGAUCCAAAAACAGGAGAAGUCACUGACAUGUGCAGUUUCUACACAUUGCCAUCGUCGGUCAUUGGAAAUCCAAAGCACAAGACACUCAAGGCUGCAUUUUCAUUCUACAACAUUGCAACUAGCGUUCCACUGGUCGACCUGAUGGCAGACGCUCUCCACCUCGCCAAGAAAGGUGACUUUGACGUCUUCAACUGUCUCGACAUCUUUGAAAACUCUAAAUUCAUCAAAGAACACAAAUUCCAACCAGGUGAUGGAAAUCUUCAAUACUAUCUUUACAACUAUGCCACUCAAACAAAAGAUCCGUCUGCCAUGGGACUUGUAUUGCUUUAA